CAUAACAUCACGCAUCUGCCCAGUUGGACAGCGUCUUUUCGCGGGACGACAGAGCGAUGGAGAAGGUGAUACUGACACCGCGUCUCAAGCUGACCUUGCUCGAGUCGCACGAGGACGGAUCGGACGACGUGAGACUCGUGCACGCGGUGAGGAGCAAUGAACUGGCAACACAGUGGAGCGUGCUCGGCGCGUCGAAGACGGUCGAAGAUUCAGCGAAGAUCCUAAAGGACAUGCUGCCUUCCGACGCCGGAGAAUGGAACCGGUACAAGGCGCCGUACGCGGUGCAUCUGCGGCGCAGAAAGGAGGGAGUAGACGGUGCUGAGGGCACGGCUGCGGAGAUCAGGACGGACGAGGAGGAAACUGAGGUGAUUGGAUUGAUCAGCCUCAAGCCAGGACAGACGGUUCCGCUUCGCGACGAGUUCACCACGAGGACAGACCCGGCGUCUGGCGUGCUGCGGCUCGAAAUUGGAUAUCUCUUUCUCCCUACUGCAUGGGGCCACGGCUAUGCCACCGAAGCCUGUGCUGCGUUGCUGCGCGCGUGCACGACGUCAAGGCUCGCCUUUGCUCCGUUCACCAGGCUAGUUAUCGAGGCCGUGGUGGGCGAUGCAAAUGCAGCCUCAAGGAAGGUCGUUCAGAAGGCAGGCAUGAAACAAGUCGGUCUGAACGAGUGGGACGGUGAACCAGUGUUCCUUGGUGGAGCAUGGCAGGAGCCCCGAGUAUGGGUUUAUCGCUACGAUGCGUUUGAGUAGAAUGAAAGAUGGUUCGAGUGUAGACUGCACGUGCAACGCCCAUCCUCAAGUUGAUAGACCGUGUCAACGUACAGCGUCGCAAGAUAAAUGAGUACAUGCCUCGAGACGGGCGGGUGCUAUUCCGCAAAAGGCCUCGAGUGUGCGGAUAGUUUCGCGCAAAAGUUAAUCUCGCGUUGUCACUUGGCUGGAAUCUGAUAGCGCUGAGCGCUGAGGCAGACAUAUUCGACGAUCCUUCGAGAAGCCAAAUAAAAAAAAAAACAAAAAAAAAAAAA
Verruconis gallopava is the source of this 1021-nucleotide messenger RNA. RefSeq lists its product as uncharacterized. NCBI's taxonomy places the organism in Eukaryota, Fungi, Ascomycota, Dothideomycetes, Venturiales, Sympoventuriaceae. The transcript has 2 exons. Gene Ontology annotation, molecular function: acyltransferase activity, transferring groups other than amino-acyl groups. The coding region runs from base 57 to 749 and encodes 230 amino acids. The record is from RefSeq and is a predicted model, not a curated record.